Podarcis raffonei (Aeolian wall lizard) is the source of this 2003-nucleotide messenger RNA. Its product is annotated as shootin-1-like. The transcript is spliced from 16 exons. The record is from RefSeq and is a predicted model, not a curated record. The coding region runs from base 110 to 1852 and encodes 580 amino acids. NCBI's taxonomy places the organism in Eukaryota, Metazoa, Chordata, Lepidosauria, Squamata, Lacertidae.
UUCACUUCUCAAUUCUCUGGGGAAGCCUCACCGCUUUCAUGCAACUGUGGAGAGAAGCAGCAGAGCAGGCUGUGCAGAUCUUGGCUGAGCACAGACAGUCCGGACCUGAAUGGAGCCUCUGGGGGAGGAUCUCAGCCAGCUGGCAGCCAUUUUGGAAUCUGACAGUGACUCUGAUUCGGAGAAAGAUGAAGACGCCAAGGAAGCGGCUGCUUGUCAGGAAGGGGAUGAAGCCAAGAAAAAGCUAGCCGAAUUUGAGUAUGCUUCACAGGCUUUGCUCGCUGAGCUGUCCACCCUGGAAGCAGAGUACGAAAUCGAGAAGUCAUGCCGAGAGCAAGCAGAAGCCUACGCAGCCCAGGUGAGCAGAGAGAACAAGAAGCUGAAGCGCAUCAGCGCGGCUUUGCUGCCCAUGUUCACCCACCUCCCGGCGGACCUCAUCGACCCGGGCAACGAGGAGGAGAUCCCCGCCAAGCAAGUCCUGGAUCCAGUGGGCCAAUACCUGCAGCAAAUCAAAGACCUUCAAGCGAAGGUUUCCCUGCUGCUGGGUGAAAGGAAGGAACUGGCCAUGCAAAUGACGGAGCUCCAGGGUCGGGUACAGCAGCUCCAGGAACAGGUGGAAGAAGAGCAGUUUGAGAAGCAAUCUCUGCAGGCUCUGGUGGUGGAACGUCAGAGGGCUCUGAAGAGGGUCAAACGAGUGUCCCGUCUACUCACUGAGGAGUACGGCAAGGUGUCCCAACAGCUGGAUCUGGAGGAGGAACUGAGGCAGCAAGCAGAGACCUUUGCCCGCCAGAUGCUGGUGAAGCAGAAGGAAGCCAACCGGCAGAGCAUGAUCCUGAUGCAGAAUAUUGGGCCAGAGACCCAGCUUCUCCAAGCCAUGGAGGAGGUGGCCAAGAUGACCCGGGAACUGGAAGAAGCCCGGCAAGAGCACCAGGCUAAGGUGAAGGACCUGGAGGCCCAGCUGCUGGGACGGCCGCAGGCAGAAGAACUCCACAGGCUCCUGGCUGCCCUGGCGGCAGCGGAGGAAGAGAAAGUCCGCCUGGGGGAAAGGCUUCUCCAAGCGGAGGAGAGGAACGCGGCUCUGGAAGAGAGAGUGAAAUCCCUGGAAGAAGAGGCGAAGGAGAUUGGGACCCCGUCUCCCAAAACAUGUCCUGAGGCUCCUCUUCCUCCUCCUCCCCCUCCCCCUCCUCCUCCUCUCCCUCCAGCAUGUCAUGUCCCAGUGGACCCCCUGAUGGCCCUCAGGCAGAGGAAGGGAAGGCAGCAAGCGAAAUGCGCAGCAAACUCCUGCACAGACGAUGUGAAAUCGAAAGCGGUGGAAGAAAUGAUGGCCAGGAUCAAAAGUGGGGUGGUCCUUAGGCCAGCCAGAAAGGACGCUGGGGACUUCUCCAAGGCAGCCGCCGUGAGCAAGCGCCGAAGCACCACGAUGGAGCUGCAGGGUCUCCUGGCCCAGAGCAGUACCAGGAGUCCGGUGCGGAGAUCAAGCCGACGUCAAGGCAGCCAGAGGAAGCUCACAGACCACCAGCUGGAGUCCAUCCUGCAGAGACGUCGCCGGAUGGUUGACUGCCCAGCGCAGGGCCAAGUCCCACAACUGCAACCUGUCGUGUCCACAAAACACAUCAUGUCCGUUGGAGUUCGGGAGGCCAUGGCGGGUGUCAUCUCUGCUACAGACCCACAUCCUUCCACAAAGAGCUCUGGGGAUCUUGGCAAAAGUCCAACACGUGACCCUGGCAACCUGGAAGCUACGAUCCCACCAUGUUCAGAGGAAGAGCCUGCCCUCGCUCAGUCGCAGCUCAGAGUAGCGCCCCUUCAGAUGAGCAGAAGGAUCGCACUUGCGUCAGGGAGUCGAGAUCCCCCCUGAAGCAGCCUGAAACUAUAUUAUGAAGCUGCCUGUAGUGCUUUGAUUUGAGACUGGAUUAAAUUAGAAAAAACAGAUUUGCUAAACCUUGAAGGACAUGAUAAUAGAUUUGGAUAGCAUGCGUACUUGUGGUAAAACAAAGAGAAAGUGUGCA